Molecule: messenger RNA, 1160 nt
Organism: Otolemur garnettii (small-eared galago)
Lineage: Eukaryota; Metazoa; Chordata; Mammalia; Primates; Galagidae
Gene: TALDO1
Product: transaldolase 1
Exons: 7
Coding region: 58-993 (311 amino acids)
Biological process (GO): carbohydrate metabolic process; pentose-phosphate shunt; pentose-phosphate shunt, non-oxidative branch
Cellular component (GO): intracellular anatomical structure; cytoplasm
Molecular function (GO): transaldolase activity
Source: RefSeq, a predicted model, not a curated record
CGGUGCAUUGUGGGGCGCCCGCUCCGCCGCCGCCGCCGCCACAGCUUGGAACUCGCCAUGUCGAGCUCCCCGGUUAAGCGCCAGAGGAUGGAGUCCACACUGGACCAGCUCAAGCAGUUCACCACUGUGGUGGCCGACACGGGCGACUUCCAUGGUGAGACAGGCGCAGAGCGCGGGGGCACCGCACCUUUGAAUUUCAGGUCACAAGAAGACCAGAUUAAGAAUGCUAGUGAUAAACUUUUUGUGUUGUUUGGAGCAGAAAUACUAAAGAAGAUUCCAGGCCGUGUAUCCACAGAGGUUGAUGCAAGGCUUUCCUUCGAUAAGGAUGCGAUGGUGGCCAGAGCCCGGCGCCUCAUAGAGCUCUACAAAGAAGCUGGAAUCAGCAAGGACAGAAUUCUUAUAAAGCUGUCGUCAACCUGGGAAGGGAUUCAGGCUGGAAAGGAGCUGGAGGAGCAGCACGGUAUCCACUGCAACAUGACACUGCUCUUCUCCUUCGCCCAGGCCGUGGCCUGCGCUGAGGCAGGCGUCACACUCAUCUCCCCCUUUGUGGGGCGAAUCCUUGAUUGGCAUGUGGCAAACACAGACAGGAAGUCCUAUGAGCCCCUGGAAGACCCUGGGGUGAAGAGUGUCACCAAAAUCUAUAACUACUAUAAGAAGUUUGGUUACAAAACCAUCGUCAUGGGUGCCUCCUUCCGCAACACGGGGGAGAUCAAGGCACUGGCUGGCUGUGACUUCCUCACCAUCUCACCCAAGCUCCUGGGAGAGCUGCUCAAGGACAGCACCAAGCUGGCACCUGUACUCUCAGCUAAGGCAGCCCAGGCCAGUGACCUGGAGAAGAUCCACUUGGACGAGAAAGCCUUCCGCUGGCUGCACAAUGAGGACCAGAUGGCUGUGGAGAAGCUCUCCGACGGGAUCCGCAAGUUUGCCGCUGAUUCUGCGAAGCUGGAGCAGGUGCUGAGGGAGCAGAUGUUUGGCACAGAGAAUGGGAAGUAGUGCACACCUAGCUGUGCCCAGCUCCACUGCCUACCGGAGGUCUCACUGUACCUGGCUUGCGAUGAAUCUUUUUUUACCAAUUGGAGCAGGAACGGAUCAUAAAUCUCUGAUUUCAUGUAAAAUCUUGCCCAGUGCAUUAAAGCAGUCCUUUUUCCUGUGCUGUUUCA